AUGGAAACAACUCGUCCGUACCUCAAAUCUCUAGCCCACCGGGGCACAAUCCAAGGUGCUACGAUCUCAACACAAUACUUAUCGCAAGAUCUAUGCCACUACUUCGGCGGUGUCCGCUACGGAGUCGCGCCCUCCCAGCGCUGGCGCCGGGCCAGUCCCAUUCCCGCAUCUUUUACCUAUGGCAGCAAGGACGCCCCGGGCCGCUGUGACAAGGGUGCAGGGUUAUGCCCACAGCCUGGCUUCCUGAAUCUAUCGCCCGAGAACCCAGAUGCCUGGGAUGAGGAUUGCUUUCAGUGUAACGUGUGGAUACCUCUUGGGGAGCCGCCAGCAGAAGGGUGGCCCGUCUUUGUUUAUAUUCACGGCGGCUGGCUCCAAUUUGGCACGCCCAAUUCCUUCAACGCUGCCGCCCUGAUCGGCGAGGCGGGACUCAACGCCGUCGUCGUGAUGCCUGCGUAUCGAGUCAAUCUGUUUGGAUUCCUAUAUUCCGCCGAGCUCGAGCAGGAUGCAGCUUCAGUUGGGGAGACGGUUGGAAACCAUGGAUUCUGGGAUCAGCGAUUAGCGCUGGAAUGGAUCAAAAGAAACAUUGAUCUAUUUGGGGGCAACCCCAAUAAUAUCACCAUCUCUGGGUAUUCGGCGGGAGCAAACUCCGUUUUUCACCAAUUGGCCUACGACCUGCGUCAGCCGGACGAAGAGGCCAUUGUCCGCCAGGCUUGCAUUUGGUCGAACAGCCCAGCCGUGCAGCCCAAGCAUCCCGCCGAGACGCAAGAUCAGUUCAACCAAUUACUCACUGCAUUGGACAUCCCGCUGUCUCUUCCAGCCAGUGAGAAGAUGGCCCUUCUGCGACUGCUCCCUGCCAAGAAGCUUCUGGACACUGUCAAAACUAUCGAGGUUCAUCAAUUCAGACCCACCACGGAUGGCGGCUUCAUCUCACCAUCUCUUUUCCAAUCUCUUGACAACGGGGAUUUCGCCCGUAAAAUCCUUUCCCGAAAUGUUCGCAUCAUAAUUGGCGAAUGUGCUGACGAGCGCUUCCUCUAUAGCACAUGGUUCCCCCCGCAGAACAAUACAUUGGCAGCGCUCCGGACUCGCUUGAUCGCAGACUACCCCGAGCACAUUGUCGAUGGAAUUAUCGCGCAUUAUUACCCUUCCGGUCAGCUCCCAAGGGACUGCAAGGACUGGGUGGAUGAUGCGUGGGGAAGAAUAUACGCAGACAUGCAAGUGCACCAGAUGCAGCGGGGGUUAGCGUACGCCCUGAGCCACAACUCAAGUGGCGUCGAUGCCUCCCGACAGGUGUAUCGGUACCGCAUUGAAUGGCGGGCGAAGUGUAUGGAUGCUGUCAUGCCGGUUGAGUGGGGAGUCACUCACUCUUCAGAUUAUCCUGUGUGGUUCUUCGGUAACGGGAAACCAUUGCAGACCGAGGAGAAAAACAUCAUCAAGCAAUCUUUUAUUGGACCUUUAUGUCGCUUUGUUCAAGGAGCUGGGGAUUUCGGCUGGGGUACUUCGGGGGUUCGGCAAGUUCGAACGCUGCAGGGGAAUGGCAGAGUUGCGAUCCGAAAAGACAUGGCUUGGACUGAAGGAAACCAAACUCGAUUCAUAAUGACUGACGAUACUCGACGCCACUGGCACGGAGUCUCCGGCGACCGCCAUGAGCACCACAACGUCUGGAUGAACGGCGGUGCCAAAGGCCCCAGCGCUCGUGCUCCCUGGGCCAUGCCCGUGGGAACCGAAGCGACUGUUAGAAGAGACUCUAAUACCUCCAACACCUCCAAUGCCGAGAAUGCCUCUCCGGCCCUGCCAACUCUUAGUGAGCGUCGCCGCUCAAGCUCGGGGAGCGCGGCCGGCGGGCUCUUUGCCAAUCUGCACUCACAGAAACGGGACAAUACAGAUGCCGAGCACAAUGCUCGCCGAGCGAGCUGGAACGAGCAGGCGGCCAAGGGGGGUAUGUUUUCGAAGUGGUGGGAUGGAUACACCCGCGGCUCUGGCAGCAAGUAG
This is a messenger RNA of Penicillium olsonii, 1989 nucleotides long. The record is from the annotation of a GenBank genome assembly. Lineage: Eukaryota; Fungi; Ascomycota; Eurotiomycetes; Eurotiales; Aspergillaceae.